GAGAGUGACGCAACAUGAAGCCGGAUGAUCUCCCACCAUCAUCAUCUUCAUCAUCAUCAUCAUCCUCAGCUGCCAGACAUGCUUGCAGUCACGUGACCUUCCGCUUCCUGUCCUGUCCUGGCAGCCGCGGGCGCCGUGCACGUGCACGUCCACGUCCACGAGCGAGAUCAGACCUGCGGACGCGGCGUGGACGCACUUUGAUGGCGCAGCGUGGCGUGCGCGAGUGCAGCGCGGGAAGGUGACCGACGGACGCUCCUGCCGCCACCGCCGCCUUCUUCCGCCCGGCUUCACCUUGGAGGAGCAGCGCGCGUGGCAGGCCGAUGGAUCAAGUGCAGCAGAAACCAGCCUCCACCAACUCCUGUGGUCCAAGAGCGCACCCUGGACCCCGAGCUCUACCCGAACCCGCCCCGGUUUCCUCCCGAGGGCCACCUCUAAUAUGCCCGUCGGGGACUGUGCAGGGCAAGCAGUCCCAAGUCAACCCCCCCGCAGCGAGGGACCCGUGGGUUGGUAAGUCCGGGACGGGUAUUUGUCGACCGAGACCCACCUCCCUGGGGACUAGACCUGCUCCCAGAGUCCCCGCCAUGAAGGACGUAGACCUGAAGCCACUUUGCAUGCCGGGACCUCACAAUGUCAUUGCUCCUGGCACGUUAGAGUCUUCAGUCCCGCUUCACAGUCCUCAGUCCUCUUCCUUGAGCCCAAACUGCAACCGGAGUCCAGGAGCGACACAGGUGCAGAGAGAGAGGAGCGGCGGGGGAGACAACCAGGACUUCAGCGGGGGAGACAACCAGGACUUCAGCAGGGGAGACAAGAAGGACUUCAGCGGGGGAGACAAUAAGGACUUCAACGGGGGAGACAAGAAGGACUUCAGCGGGGGAGACAACAAGGACUUCAGCGGGGGAGACAAGAAGGACUUCAGCGGGGGAGACAACAAGGACUUCAGCGGGGGAGACAAGAAGGACUUCAGCGGGGGAGACAACAAGGACUUCAGCGGGGGAGACAACAAGGACUUCAGCGGGGGAGACAACAAGGACUUCAGCGGGGGAGACAACAAGGACUUCAGCGGGGGAGACAACAAGGACUUCAGGGUCCACAUCGCCACCUGGAACGUGGGCUCGGCCGUGCCGCCGGACGACCUCGGCGCUCUGUUUGGAGGCAACGUGUCGGACGGGAGCGUCGACAUGUUUGUCGUCGGACUGCAGGAAGUCAACUCCAUGAUCAACAAGCGACUGAAGGAUGCUCUGUUCUCAGACCAGUGGAGCGAGCUCUGCAUGGACACUCUCAGCCCCUCCGGAUACGUCCUGGUGGCGUCCCAGAGAAUGCAAGGCGUGCUGCUGCUGGUCUUCUCCAAGUUCUGCCAUCUUCCUUUCCUCCGAGGCGUGCAGACACAGAGCACGCGUACGGGACUCGGAGGAUGUUGGGGCAACAAAGGGGGCGUGAGUGCCAGGAUGUCCAUAUUUGGUCACCCGGUGUGCUUCCUCAACUGCCACCUCCCCGCCCACAUGAGGAACCUGGAGCAGAGGAUGGAGGACUUCGAGAGCAUCCUGCAGCAGCAGCAGUUUGAGGGAGGGGCCGCCACAGGGGUGCUGGAUCACGACGUCGUCUUCUGGUUCGGAGACUUGAACUUCCGCAUCGAGGACUAUGACAUCCACGUGGUCAGGUGUGCCGUAGAAGGCAACAAGCUGCCGCUGCUGUGGGAGAGGGAUCAGCUCAACAUGGCUAAAAACACAGAAUCCAUCCUGGAAGGGUUCCUGGAGGGCCCGCUACAGUUCCCGCCCACGUAUAAGUUUGACGUGGGCACACACACCUACGACACAAGUGCUAAAAAGAGGAAGCCGGCGUGGACCGACCGUGUCCUGUGGCGCCUCCGCCACACGGGCUCCCCCGUUCCUACCCACAAUGCAGCCCUGCAGAGGGGUCUGACCUCCUGGCUGGGGGGUGCCACCAAAGUGACUCAGCACGCCUACAGGAGCCACAUGGCCUUCACCAUCAGCGACCACAAGCCUGUGUCUGCGCUCUUCUCCUUGCACUUCCCAUUCAGGGUGGACAUGGCGCUGGUGGAGCUGCAGGUCAACAAGGAAUGGUGUCAAGUUUCCGACGCGGCAAUAAGAUUGACCUUUGCGUCCAAUUACCAUCGCAGCUCAUGGGACUGGGUAGCAAUAUACAAGGUGGGAUUCAGACACCACAAAGACUACCAAGCGUAUGUGUGGGCCAAAUAUGAGCACGCAGGGCAGGUGUGUUUUCCAGAGGAGGACCUGCCCAGAGAGGAUGGCCAAUACCUGCUCGGUUACUAUAGCAACAACAUGAACAGCAUUGUGGCUUUGUCCUCGCACAUUCAGAUCAAGAUCCCCGUCCACAGCCCGUCCGUGCAGCGCUCCGACAGCACCGAGGACAGCUCAGAAGACGACAGCACCCUGGUGCUCCUGUCCCCCGACUCCCGCAGCCCCAGCCCCAAAAGCAGCAGGCAUCACUGCCGCCGCCGCAGCCCCGCCGUCUCCAAGCCCCUCCCCUCCCUGCAGGGCCUGGGCCUGUGUCCCCGCCCCAAAGAGACCCAGAGCCUCUCACCCGGCUCAGUCCCUAAAAAGGAACGCCUGGUUUCCCCGGGCUCCGCCUCGUCUCCGGCCGUCAGCCCGCUCAGUCCUCGGAGCCCCGCGUCUCCGGGGAUCGGGGUUUCGGCGCCGGAGGCCCUGAUCGCUGCUUUGAUGGGGGAACAUAGGCCUGCUCAGGUCAGCCCUACGGGCGCAAAGACGCUGGACGCGCGUAAAACAUAGACGCGUCGCAUCUUCCACCGCGUUUAUGUGGGACUCAAACCCCAGUUACAAGUGCUUUUAUUGGCUCACAGGCUAUUCCAUGUAGGGACACUCCAAAUAUGGGCGUAGGAAGCAAUCUAACAUUGCAAAGUAGACUACAGUGAGUCAAGUGGUCGUUUCCUCGUGCGCUUUAAGGGUCUCAUGUUGUAUUCAUCCUCACCCGUUUGAAAUCAGAGGUUCCACAAACGCUCCGGAAUCGAACCUUGACACCGUUUUAAAGGCCUACUGAAAUGAGAUGUUCUUAUUUAAACGGGGAUAGCAGGUCCAUUCUAUGUGUCAUACUUGAUCAUUUCGCCAUAUUGCCAUAUUUUUGCUGAAAGGAUUUAGUAGAGAACAUCGACAAUAAAGUUGGCAACUUUUGGUCGCUAAUAAAAAAACCUUGCCUGUACCGGAAGUAGCAGACGAUGUGCGUGUGAUGUCACGGGUUGUGGAGCUCCUCACAUCUGAACAUUGUUUACAAUCAUGGCCACCAGCAGCGAGAGCGAUUCGGACCGAGAAAGCGACGAUUUCCCCAUUAAUUUGAGCGAGGAUGAAAGAUUUGUGGAUGAGGAUAGUGAGAGUGAAGAAAUAGAAGAAAACAAAAAACGAGGGCAGUGGGAGCGAUUCAGAUGUUAUUAAACACAUUUACUAGGAAAAUUCUGGAAAAUCCCUUAUCUGCUUAUUGUGUUAGUGGUGUUUUAGUGAGAUUAUAAAGUCAUACCUGAAAGUCGGAGGGGUGUGGUGACCGCCGGUGUCUCUGAUGGAAGAGCCAAGAAAGUCGCAGCUGCCUCUUUGACAGCUGCAGGACGACGCAAGCUCCGCUCAUGUCUCCGGUAAGAGCCGACUUAUUACCACCAUUUUCUCGUCGAAACCUGCCGGUUGACAUGUGUUAGAAAACCAUGUUCGCUUGACCGCUCUGUUCCAUAUUAAAGCUUCACAACAAACAAAGAAACACCGGCUGUGUUUGUGUUGCUAAAGGCAGUGAAGUGAAGUGAAUUUUAUUUAUAUAGCGCUUUUUCUCUAGUGACUCAAAGCGCUUUACAUAGUGAAACCCAAUAUCUAAGUUACAUUCAAACCAGUGUGGGUGGCACUGGGAGCAGGUGGGUAAAGUGUCUUGCCCAAGGACACAACGGCAGUGACUGGGAUGGCAGAAGCGGGAAUCGAACCUUCAACCCUCAAGUUG
Molecule: messenger RNA, 3969 nt
Organism: Nerophis ophidion (straightnose pipefish)
Lineage: Eukaryota; Metazoa; Chordata; Actinopteri; Syngnathiformes; Syngnathidae
Gene: inpp5ja
Product: phosphatidylinositol 4,5-bisphosphate 5-phosphatase A
Exons: 13
Coding region: 321-2768 (815 amino acids)
Biological process (GO): phosphatidylinositol dephosphorylation; negative regulation of peptidyl-serine phosphorylation
Cellular component (GO): ruffle; cytoplasm; plasma membrane
Molecular function (GO): phosphatidylinositol-3,4,5-trisphosphate 5-phosphatase activity; phosphatidylinositol-4,5-bisphosphate 5-phosphatase activity
Source: RefSeq, a predicted model, not a curated record